Messenger RNA from Angiostrongylus costaricensis, 1380 nucleotides. The record is from the annotation of a GenBank genome assembly. NCBI's taxonomy places the organism in Eukaryota, Metazoa, Nematoda, Chromadorea, Rhabditida, Metastrongylidae.
AUGAAAUUCAGAGGAAUGCCUGGAAUUAUCCGUCUUCGGCAGUUGGCAGUUAUUGGUGUCAUAACUGUCUCGAUCAUCUUUAUUUAUAACGGGUACUCAACACGCGAACUGAAUAAAGAAUUCGGGAGUCAACAGAAUAUACUGCUCAAAACUGGAUAUUUUCAAGAGGACGAGUUCGAUUUUAAAAUCGUCGUCAGUGGUCAAGAUGUCGAUCGUCAGUACAACAGUGGCUCAGUGAAGUCCAUAAGCAAUUCCGUUCCCAUCACGAAUUUGCAAAGCCAGAAAUGUGAGAUACCGAAGCUCGAUAUAGAUGGUGCAGAGGUAAAGGACUUUUUUUUCAAGGCUAAGCCGCUAGAAUGCAAAAAAAAUCCGGAAAAUUGGGUCUAUUUAGAUCAGAAUAACACAGUCCAGUAUAUUGAGAGGAGGAAGCGUGCAAAAUGUAGUGGAAGUUACGUUACCCGUAGAACUGAUCAAACAAAUGACCAUGAAAUGUUUUCUACGCUUCCUAUUGGUCAAUCUUUGUUGUCCGAUUUUGCUAUUGUAGAGUGUAGGGAUGGAAAUCUAAUGUGGAAUGGUAUACUAAUGGGUGUGGUAAGGUUGAAUGAUAAGCAACUUUUAAAAAAGAAUGCUACCCCAAGCCCCGAUAAUUCUGGCUUGAACGUCUACAUCUUAGGGUUUGAUUCGCUUAGUCAGAUGACAUUUAGAAGGAAAAUGCCAAAAACUAUAAAUGUGCUCGAAGAGACACUUCAUUCGGUGGUGUUGAACGGAUAUAAUAUCGUUGGCGAUGGUACACCGCAAGCCUACAUACCCAUACUCACUGCAUCGACCGAAGAGGAACUUCCACUUACAAGGAAGCGAUUUCGAGAAGCAAAUUAUGUUGACGAUGUGUACCCGUUCAUAUGGAAUAACUUCUCUUCUUCUGGAUAUGUUACACUGUACGGUGAAGACGCGUUUGCUAUAGGAACAUUCACCUAUCGAUUAAAAGGGUUUCGAAAGAAGCCUACCGAUCACUACCUCAGAACGAUUUUCAAGGAGUAUGAAGAGAAAUUUGGAGGAAAUUGUCUUGGCUCAGAACCUCUGCACAGAACAUGGUUUCACUACUCUCGUGAAUUCAUGAGGGUGUAUAAUGAUGUGCCGCGGUUCCUUUUAAUGCAUCAAAGUCUGCUGUCUCAUGAUGAUAUCAAUUUGGUUGAAGUAGAAGAUGAAGAUCUUGCUAGCCAUCUUUCAUCUAUGCAUAGAAACGGCGAGUUAGAUAACACGCUGGUCAUUUUGAUGGCAGAUCAUGGUCACCGUUUUGCAAAGGUCCGAGCGACACAUCAAGGUCAGCUCGAAGAGGUGGUCGAUAUUCAUCCCUUCAUUUUUGUAUUAAUUUCACGAUGA